UGAAAAGCCGCCACUUUUUUUAAUUUUUAUUCAUAUAAUUGAAGGUCUCGUUUUAUAUACCUAUGUUUGUCAACAAGAAACCGCUGCCAUUCCGUACCAUUCCGCAGGUUGGUCGCAGAGUGUGUAGAGCUAUGAGCGGGGUUAAAGAAACACGCGAGGAGAAGGACUCCAUGGGCACCAUCAAGGUCCAAAGUGAUAGAUACUGGGGUGCCCAAACCCAGCGUUCGCUGCAUCACUUCUCGAUCGGCGGUCCAGGAGAUCACUUCCCACGUCCCAUGAUCAAGGCGUUGGGGACACUCAAGAAGGCUGCCGCAUUGACAAACCUUGACCUCAAGCAACUUCCGGACGAGAAGGUAUCGCUGAUUGUAGCUGCGGCUGAUGAAGUUAUCGAGGGCAAGCUCGAUGAGCACUUCCCACUGUUUGUGUGGCAGACGGGGUCUGGGACUCAGACCAACAUGAACACGAAUGAGGUUAUCUCCAACAGAGCUAUUGAGAUGGCAGGUGGCACCCUGGGCAGCAAGUCUCCUAUCCACCCGAACGAUGAUGUGAACAGAGGCCAGUCAUCGAAUGAUACCUUCCCAACGGCUAUGCACAUCGCUGCAGUGGAUGUCACCAAAACCGAUGUGUUGCCGGCACUGAAGCUGCUUCGGGAUGCUAUCGAGCUGAAGAGGAAGGAGUUCGAGUUUGUCGUAAAGUGCGGGCGCACGCACAUGCAGGAUGCCACCCCGCUUACCGUGGGUCAAGAGUUCAGCGGUUUUGUCGCUAUGCUCGAUCUGGGUAUCGAGCAGGUUGAACGAGCCUUGCCCCAGGUCUGCCAAUUGGCAUUGGGAGGUACUGCGGUAGGGACCGGCUUGAACACGCACGCGGACUAUGCCGAGGCCAGUGCCGCAAAAAUAGCAGAGCUCACAGGAAACCCGUUCGUCACAGCACCCAACAAGUUCCAGGCAUUGGCCGGACACGAGCCACUGAUGGGUCUUCAUUCGGCAUACAAGACUGUGGCCACUUCACUAUACAAAAUUGCUAAUGAUAUCCGCUUGCUCGGCUCUGGACCAAGAUGUGGCGUUGGAGAGCUAAGUCUGCCCGAGAAUGAGCCUGGGUCCAGUAUCAUGCCAGGCAAGGUGAAUCCCACACAGUGCGAGGCCCUAACUAUGGUCGCCUGCCAGAUUGUUGGUAACGACUCGGCCGUGGCCAUGGGUGCCAUGAACGGGCACUUCCAGCUCAACGUAUACAAGCCCCUCAUCAUCCGUAACGUGCUACACUCCGCCCUACUUCUGAAUGAUGCCUGUCACAGCUUUGAGGAGUUCUGUGUGCGAGGUUUGGAGCUCAAUGAGCGCGUGAUCGCCGAUAACGUCAGCAAGAGUCUCAUGCUGGUGACAUCACUCAACGAACACAUCGGCUACGACAACUGUGCCAAGAUUGCCAAGCAUGCCCACAAGGAGAACAAAACUCUGAGGGAAUCGGCGAUCGAGCUCGACUUGGUCUCCGCCGAACAGUUUGACCAAUGGGUUGUACCUGCGGAUAUGUGCGGUCCCAAGAAAUAAAGCGGUAGGCCCAUAUGUGCGGUCCCAAGAAAUAGAGCGGUAGGCCCAUAUGUGUGGUCCCAAGAAAUAGUGCGGUAGGCAUAUGAUCCGACUGUCUGAGAAGCAGCGGUCUCUCCUAUUGAAGUAGAAGAUCGCUUUCGCUUUGCAUAUGUUAAUUAGCGUUUAUCAAGAUGAAUAUGCUUUUUGAGUGUGCCUAAACUCUAAUAAAGGACUAAUCUAUUUUUCGGUAGACCGACAUACAACAAAAGUACAGGCUGCGCUCUAGUGGUAGUAUUGACUUAUAACCAAU
Sphaeroforma arctica JP610 is the source of this 1830-nucleotide messenger RNA. Its product is annotated as fumarate hydratase class II. The record is from RefSeq and is a predicted model, not a curated record. The coding region runs from base 63 to 1541 and encodes 492 amino acids. NCBI's taxonomy places the organism in Eukaryota, Ichthyosporea, Ichthyophonida. Gene Ontology annotation, cellular component: tricarboxylic acid cycle heteromeric enzyme complex. The transcript has 10 exons. Gene Ontology annotation, molecular function: fumarate hydratase activity. Gene Ontology annotation, biological process: tricarboxylic acid cycle; fumarate metabolic process; malate metabolic process.